AUGGUCGAAGGCGGUUGCGUCUGCGGUGCGGUCCGCGUAAAGAGUACAGGCGAGAUUAAGGCCAAGGCCCUCUGCCACUGUCUUGAUUGUCGCAAAACUACUGGCUCCAUAUUCUCCACCAACAUCAUCGUUGCCGGUGAUGGCUUCUCGUUGAUCAAAGGCACCCCCAAGCAAUUCGCCAAGACGGCGAAGAGUGGCAAGACGAUUACAUCAUUCUUCUGCGGAGACUGUGGCUCAACGAUCUGGCGAGAGACGGAGACAUAUGGUGACUCCAAGAUCAUCAAGGUGGGCACGAUGGACGGCGACGCGCUAGAGGACGCGAAGCCGGCAGCUGAACUGUUCGUUGGGAAUCGACCAUCUUGGCUGCCACCCAUUGCCGGUGCCCAGCAAAAUGAGGCUGCUUAG
Messenger RNA from Diaporthe amygdali, 405 nucleotides. RefSeq names its product glutathione-dependent formaldehyde-activating. The record is from RefSeq and is a predicted model, not a curated record. The coding region runs from base 1 to 405 and encodes 134 amino acids. The transcript has 2 exons. Lineage: Eukaryota; Fungi; Ascomycota; Sordariomycetes; Diaporthales; Diaporthaceae. Gene Ontology annotation, molecular function: carbon-sulfur lyase activity.